ACAAUGUGUCGUUUCUUUCAUUCGCUAUCAAACAUUCUAACUCGUCGUCCCUAACGCUGCAAUCUCAUGGUGUUUGCUGAACAGACGCACUGUUGAUGAAGAGCUUGGACUUUUGUGCCUGAACGGCUAAUAGCAGUAGCGCACAGGACAGUGCUUGGUGAGCCAGGGUGAUUCUCGAUCAUCGGAUUGGAAUUUUUCCGUUGGCAUUGUACCUUCUUUGCUUGUGUUUUUGAGGCUCGAUGGCUGAUCAGUCAAGUUCGCUCCCGAACGAAGAGAGUACAGGAAGCUGUGCAAUCUGUGGAGAGCAUCCUGAGCAAGGACGUGUUCUGCCAUGCAAACACGCGUGUUGCCUGCAGUGCCUAGAGAACGGAAAGACUCGACCUGCUCGAUUGCACAAGAGGCGUUCGUACAAGGUCCGAUGUCCGCUGUGCCAGGCGAAACAUCUCACCAAGACCGUCUCGGCCUUUCCGAGAGUCUCAGUUGAUGCGCAAUCAGGCGUCAAGUCCAUAUCGAUAUCCGUUGAAUGCAAAAACCAUCCUAACCAGCUGGUGCAGGCAAUCUGCAAUGAGCAUUGUGUAGGAGUGUGCGAAGCGUGCAUUCAAGGUCACCAGUCUUGUUCAAUGACCUUACCAGAGGAUUGGUCCUCAAAGGGAUUGGAUUUGAGAAAACAGGCUGUCACCACUGCUGAGCUAACUCUUAUUCCCCUGUGCCGUAUGAUGGUGACGAGUGAAGACAACUUUACAGCCCUACGAAAACACGUACAGCAUGUGGAGGGUGAGAUGGUCCCAAACCCGAACCCUGAUCCAAGCAAAGAUGAGUUCUCGAUCAGAGAACUACAUGACAUGUUCGAUACGGAAGGCGCAGAAUACUCUGAUCAUAGUACGCUGCUGUGCAGGGAAGUGCAGGUGUUCCUCGACCUAUUCACUGUAUGCGAGAAACUUCUCACCUAUUCACGAGACGACAUUGUCGAGCAAACAAGUGCCAUCUGCUCGGCACUUCUGCGUAUGAAGAAGAUGGCCUGCGCAGAGUUGGCAACAUCGGCUUGGGAGCGUAGCCAUGUUGUGGAGUAUUCCGAUUACAAGCUGAUCAUAAGGGAUGCACAGCGUGGCACGUACACCGCAAAUGCAAAGCCGAAGGAGGACAUGUCUUUGGAAGAUGCGGCGACGGCUUUCAGUGAUCUUCAUGGUCAUGCCGUAUUACUAGAAAAAGACAUUGCGCAGGCAAUCGAUUACACACUCACCUCACUACUCCGGUGGAAGAGCAAAGCAAACACCAUGGCGUCGUCACACAGCCCCGGUGGCGGCGAUACUCCUCACGGUGGCCUGAUCAGUGCUAGUCAGCUGAAGCAAGGCCAGCAGCGCUACGACCAACGCCAGCAGCAGGCCAAGCGCCUAAACGCUGAGCAGAACCGGCGCUUAUCAGAGCAAGGUCAGCAGGCCGACGCGCUACGCCGCAAGCGCCAGGAGAGCACCGACAGACGUGCCAGUGAAAGCGUGCUCAGUCAGGGUCAACGGGCCGACAAGCUGCGGCGCCAGAGACAAGAGCAACUCGAAGAGCAACGUCUCAAGAUCCAGCAGGCACGGAAAGAAGAAGAAGAGCGUCAAGAGCAGCGCCGUAGAAAGGCGCAGGAGGCCCUGGAAAAGCAAAAGCAGGAUCGUUUGGAGCAGGAAAGGAAGAUGCAGGCGGAGAUUGAGCGGCAGCGUGAGAAGCAAAGAUCUGAGAAGCAAAGGCGCGAAGAAAUACGCCAGCAGCACCAGGAAAAACAACUGCAGCAGCAUGCAGCGCUCAAGCAGGAUCGCGUCGAGAAAAGUCAGAGAAUGCAGAACGAGCAGCGAUCCGUGUUGGAGGAUUUCCAACGCCAGCAGCACGCUGGAAUCCAGCAGCAGCACCAGAGCCUGCAAGAGCGCAGUGAACAGCAUCACAGCCUGCGCCUAGAGCAAGAAGACCAAGUCCACCAGGUUCUCCAGCGCCAGCAGGAGAAGAAGAAGCAGACCACUGACACGCACCAGGCCCAUCAGCACCUUGACGAUGACCAACUAGACCUGCAGAAACGCCACGAGGAGAAACAGCAACAGCAGCAGCAGAUGCUCAUUGAGCAGCGUGGGAAUGAUGUCCAGCGAGAGCAGAGGCUGCGUGACACCAUGGCAUCUAAAAAACAACAACAAGAGUACCAGCUACGUGACAUGGUCGAAAAGCACCACAUUGGCGAGAAGCAGACGCCUCGCCUUGCCAAUGCUGUCCAGGAUGUCAUGGAGAUGCAGCGUCGGCAGAAUGUAGAGCACGAGGAGCGCAUCAAGCAAGUGCUCGGAGCACAGGACGAAAAGAAAAGAAAACAGCAAGAACAGCAGCAAGGUGGUGGCAUGGAUGUUGAUCCUGUUCUUCGUGCACAGGCCGACAAGAAGAGAGCACAGCAAGAGGAGCUUGUGCAGCUCAAGCUGAGUGAGGAGAAACGACUGCAGGAGCAGAUCGAGAAGAAACGGCAGCAUCAACAGGCCGUGGUGGAUCAGCAUCAAGCAGAGGAGAGACAGCACCGAGAACAAGUGCUACAGGUUCUGAGGCACCAGCCAUCCCUUGACCAAGCCACUUGAGAUUCGGGCCACAUCCGAAUUCUUCACGUCCUUACACAAACUUUACUGAAUAAUAGGUUGGUAUCCAAGGGUUCGGCUCUUGAGAUUUGGGCCACAUCCGAAUUCUACACGUCCUUACACACGGUUCACAACUUGAUUGGCAGGUAUCCAAGGAGUCGGCGUUGACUUCAAAUUUCCCGACUACAUUAUAGUUCUCCCAAUGACUGACAUUGGGAGUAUGUCAGGUACACGUAAGUGACACAAACAAGUCUGGUGGUCUUUUUCAGUAUGAUCCACCCAACACUGAUCUUUGCUGCUGAUGAAUCGAAUGACAUAAUUCCCAUACAUUCCAGCAGAAAAAGACAAAAUAAAAUACUUGUGGAAUUAUAGUAUCUAUAAAGCUAUAAUUCCACAAGUAUUUGUCUUUUUCUCGGUGCUUUCGGUACAUGUUUGUCCUGCCUAAACUUCCGAUACCUGAACAAACACUGAUAAGGUUCAUACAAUAGCCAACUGACUUUCUGUCAAAUUCUGUUCCCUCACUGGUCCUAUCAUAGCCUUGAACGUUCCACGCUGGAAGGCUGUUGGUUUGCGCACUGGAAAGGCUGUUGGUUUGCGCACUGGAGAUGUGUUAGAGCUAGGUCUCAGGCCGUUGAAUGUCUCAGUAGCCUGUCAGUUUUGUACUCUGUUAUCGCACUUUCUGAUUACUUAUCUUGUUACAGUCGUGGAUAGUUGCUUCAUAACUCGUUUCCAUGUGAUUUCUUUCUACAUGUAUUUUGAUUUUCGGUCCCUAAACUUUCACUUUCUCAUUCUCUCGUCUCCUGGAUGGCGGGGAUUAAAGUGACUACUAGCACCAUGCUACCCAUUCAAUAUCGCACCAGUGGAGAACCCCUGGAUAGGCUACCCGCCUCUGGGUCAUCCC
Messenger RNA from Sycon ciliatum, 3486 nucleotides. RefSeq names its product trichohyalin-like. The transcript has a single exon. The record is from RefSeq and is a predicted model, not a curated record. NCBI's taxonomy places the organism in Eukaryota, Metazoa, Porifera, Calcarea, Leucosolenida, Sycettidae. The coding region runs from base 240 to 2588 and encodes 782 amino acids.